AUGUUGUCUAGUCCCGACAGCGAACCACUUGAGUCCAAGACACCGCCGCGAGAUGCUGCGUCUUGUUGCAUCCGCGCCGGAGAUGCAUCGGAUGGAAGCGGAGCGGGAUUCGCUCGCCAGCAAAGCCCAUCCUCGACCAAAGCAAGCAAGCAAGCAGGCCAACCGCCAAGCAAGCACUGUGCCGUUUGGCAGAUUGCCCCACCACUAUUGGCACCGCUGUGCUGGAGGUGGCAUGGCAGUAUGGCAUGGCUGCCAUGCCAUGCACCACCAGUUGAGUGCCGCCGGCAUGCCAGAUGCGUCGAUUUAGCUCAUCGACUGCUGUCCCGGCCCUGUCGCUGGCGACGCCGAACUGUUCGCAUUCCUACUUCUCUGUUUUUGCUUUUUCGAUGCUCUACCGUCGAUGCAGGAAGCCCUAUGUUUUGCAAGCCAGGUCGAUAG
Molecule: messenger RNA, 438 nt
Organism: Colletotrichum abscissum
Lineage: Eukaryota; Fungi; Ascomycota; Sordariomycetes; Glomerellales; Glomerellaceae
Exons: 2
Coding region: 1-438 (145 amino acids)
Source: RefSeq, a predicted model, not a curated record